AAAGCUGGGCUUCUAAAAAUGCACUGAGGGUUAAGGCUUGUGUCAUUGGAUUAGGCUUUAGCACCUGCCUCAGCUCUCCUCAAUCUGAAACAAACACCCUUAGAAGGACACCGACAUAGCUCUGUUCAAUAGUGUGCUGUCUGGCCUGCUGUAACCGCUCUGCUUUGUUAGGAUGAAGAAUGCAAGGGAAAUACAGUUUUCAUCAUUUCUUCUGUUAGCGCAUUUCUGCUUUGUAGGAGCACAGAGUGACUAUGCACCCUAUUUCUAUGAUAAUGGGCCCAACAGUAACAACGGAAAUAUGGCACUCCUCAAUCUCUCAGAGGAUACACCAAGAGGAACACAGAUAUAUGUUCUUAAUGGAACUGACCCAGAAGGCCAGCCAGUAAAGUAUGGAAUUACCUUUGAACCCGGAUCCAAAGAGUUUUUUCGUGUUCAUCCCAAAUCUGGAGUAGUAACAUUAAUAGAGGACCUUGACAGAGAGGCACAAGAUGAGAUUGAAGUCUUUGUCAGCAUCUCUGAUAGCCUUAAUAAAGUAGUUGAAAAGGUUUCAGUUUUUAUCAUGGAUGCCAAUGAUGAGAGACCACAGUUUCAAAACAUGCCUUCCAUCGUAGAUGUGCCAGAGAACACAACGUCUGGAAGUAGCAUCUAUAAGGUGCAGGCAGUGGACAGGGACACCGGCUCAGGAGGAUCAGUCACUUACUUCCUUCAGAGCAGUGAGCAAAGCCCAAAGUUUGCCAUUGACCAUCAUAGCGGCGUGCUGCGGAUAAAACCUGGAGAAUCCCUCGAUUAUGAAAAAUCGCGGACGCAUUUCAUCACUGUGGUGGCAAAGGAUGGAGGAGGCAUUUACAAGGGCAAGCAACAAGUGAUGUCAUCAUCUGCUACUUUGACCAUAAAUGUGAUCGACACUCAAGAUUCUCCCCCGAUUUUUAUUGGAACUCCUUACUUUGGUUAUGUCUAUGAAGUCUCUUCGCCAGGAUCUGAGAUAUUUACAGUUUCUGCCAAAGAUGGAGACAUGGAUAAUCCAAAUACGAUCAUAUAUUCAUUGGACUCUGGAGCAGAUGGGUCCUUUUCCAUUAAUAAAACCAGUGGAGUCAUCACUCUGAAUUUGUACCCAGCAGACCUGAGGAGGGAAGUUUUUAAUAUUAAAGUCAAGGCAUUGGAAAUCAGUCCAGAAGGAAAGCGCUUGGACUUUGCCACCACCACUGUGACCAUUCGGGUAGUGGAUCUAAACAACCAUCCACCCACAUUCUAUGGAGAGAAUGGACCUCAAAAUGUGUUCGAAUUAACAAUGUAUGAACAUCCUCAAGAGGGAGAAUUUCUGAGGGGCUUGAAAAUCACAGUCAAUGAUUCCGACCAGGGAUCAAAUGCAAAAUUCAACCUCAGACUAGUGGGCCCGGGCCGCAUGUUAAGAGUGGUUCCUCAAACUGUUCUGAAUGAAGCCCAAGUCACUGUCCUAGUGGAGGAUUCUGCUGCAAUGGAUUUUGAGAAAUCACAGUUCCUGACUUUUAAGCUGCUGGCUGUAGAGAUCGACACACCAGAGAGAUUCAGUGCCACUGCAGACAUUAUCAUUCAUCUGCUGGACACCAAUGAUAACGCUCCCAAAUUCACCUCUGAUUUCUACAUCGCCCGGAUCCCAGAAAACUCACCCGGAGGAUCCAAUGUUGUGUCUGUGACUGCCAUGGAUCCCGAUUCUGGUAUAUGGGGUGUAGUCAAAUACUCCAUCUAUGGCUCUGGAGCCGACAUCUUUCUCAUUCAGGCUGAUUCUGGAAUCAUCUACACUCAGCCUUGGGCCAGUCUGGAUGCUGAGGUCAAAUCCAAGUAUAACUUCUACGUGAAAGCCGAAGACCCUGAAGGAAAAUACAGCCUCGCGGAAGUCUUUGUCACCAUUACUGACCUCAAUGACCAUCCACCAGCGUUUAAUGAAAACUCUUUGGAGCAGACCAUGGUGAUUGGUGCACCUGUCAAAAUAGAGGCGAUUGAUGAAGAUGCAGAGGAGCCCAACAAUCUCAUUGAAUACUCCAUAAUGAAAGCCGAUCCAGACAACAUAUUUGACAUUAAUGCAGACACGGGAGAAAUAAAGCUGAAGCCGUACAUCAAGUCAAUGGACAUUGUCCAGAAUAUCACCAAUCAGAGAGACUGUACCUGGUCUGUUGUUGUUCAGGCUAAAGACAGAGGUUCACCAUCCUUUAGCACAACCACAGUGGUAAAGAUUGACAUCACAGAAGCGAUCAAAUCCAGAAUGCUUUCAUACUUCUUAAGUCUGAGAACUCGGCCCUGGACUGUUUUCGGCAUUUGUUUGAGCAUUGUAGUCUUCGCCAUCUGUCUGACUGUUUUCAUAUCCACAUUCAUUUUCUGGAAAUCUGUGAAAAAGUCCCGGGUCCAGCCAAAGGGCAAGAUCAGAAAGAUUAUUAGGAGGCCCUGACCAUGAGAAAUUUUGACUCUGACACAAAUACUUAGUUUUUCUCUUUUUUCUCCUUUUUUUCGAUCCUACCAUCAUUUUAUUGUUUAAACGAAAGUAAAAAGUCUGUAAAAGAGUACACAAGCACACUUAUAAUACAUUUUUUUUUUCCAGAAAGAUUUUAAUCUGCACUUAUUUGGCUCAGAAUUAUCACCCAUUUCUCCAUUCAGUCAAAAUUAUAGUUGUUAAAAGAGUAGCUCACCCAAAAAUUUAAAUCCUAUUAUCAUUUACUCGCCUUUCAUUUGUCACAAACCUAUCUGAGUUUUCUGCAGGACACAAAACUAGUUAUUUUGGAACAUUUUUGGAAGCUGGUAACCAUUGACGCCCAUAGUAUUUAUGUUUCUUAUACUAUGAAAGUCAGUCAUUACCAGUUUCUGACAUUCUUCAAAAUAUCUUUUUUUUGUGUUCAGUUAAACAAAGAAACUCAUAAGGGUUUGGGACACAUGGAAGGUGAGUAAAUAGUACAUUUUAAUUUUUAGGUCAGCUAUCUCCUUAAUAGUAGAGAUUGACAAUGAGGCUGCAUGGUCUCAAUUCUGGGUGCCCCAUUCAACCCUUCUGAUCUUGUCUUACUGUGCAACCAGACUCUUUUGUAAAUUAUCUUUAAAUUGAACAUCAAAUCAAUUGUAAUCAAUCAAUUCUCUGCUGUUGAGAUGCCAUGCAGUCACACUGUAUUUAUUAUCUUGAGCGGCUCUAUUAGACAUUUCUGAUCUAUGUAGUAGUGAUGGGCACUUGUAAAGCACUGCUAAGCUUUUAACCUAACUUAAAAGCAAAUAAUAGUUUCUGCUAGUGAUUCAGAUCAAGCACUGAAACAUUUCAGAACAUUUCAAAAUGUUUUUGCUUUGCCACAAGGGGGCAAUUAUUUCUGUGAAUCAAUGAACUAGGAUCUGCUCUCAGACCAAUUAUAUAAUUUUGUAGACAGGUUUAGAACACAUAUCUGUAAUUAGAGUUUCUAUAAUGAGAAGAAAACAUGUCUGCAAUAAUAAUAUUAGUUAAUAUUCACUUUUUAACUUGAUUAACCAAGUAUAACCCUACUGGUACAUUUGCUCUGUAAAUAGGAUUUAAAUGAAUGUUUCUCACAUGGGAGGCAGGAACACUAACUCUCACUGUGUCGUCGCUCUCAACAGGGAUUAACAUAGCUCUUACUAGCUUCUGUUACAUUUCCUCAAACAGUCACAGCACAAAUGUAACCCCUCCCUUUCAACACACCCCACUGAGAGUGGGAUUUAAACAUUUUCAGCAUGGUAGAUGCAAUGUUUAACUCACGCAAUGUUUAACCAAAUGGCAGAUAUGUCCAUCCAUGUUGUUGACUAAUGUGCUUUGUGAGGCUAGCGGAGUGAGGUUUACUCACACAGCUUUUACUAGCUGCCCUCAGGUACACUCAUCCCACUAAACCUCAGUCUUAUGCCUGUAAUGUCACCAUUGUAACUCCUCCAGUUAUACUCACCCCACUCUAAAUGGGAUUUGAACCAACAUGGGAGGAAGGAUUACAUACAAGGACACUAAAGAGAGUGUCAGUCACUUGUGUGCCUUAUGAGGCCAAGGGGAUGAGGUUUACUCGCACAAACUCUUAUUAGGUGGCCUCAGUUACACUCAUCCCACUAAACCUCACUCACAUUUUGGUCACAACACUACUAUAACCUCUCUAGUUCUACUCUCCCCACUCCAAGUGAGAUUUGAACUGGUGUUUCCAACAUGGGAGGCAGGCGGUCUUACAAGAAAUCUAAAGACAAUGACUAAUCAGCAGGGCCAGACAGAAUCUGCUGACAUUUUUUGCUAUUUCUGCAGAGAAUUUUGCAAAAAAUCUGAAAAUUUAU
Danio rerio (zebrafish) is the source of this 4272-nucleotide messenger RNA. Lineage: Eukaryota; Metazoa; Chordata; Actinopteri; Cypriniformes; Danionidae. The record is from RefSeq and is a predicted model, not a curated record.